UUUUGCUGAGUAAUUUCAGUUAAGUGGAUUCAGUCAAGCGCUUCAAAACAGAAAAAUGGUUAAAGCAAAACGAUUCAUUUACGAAAAAAGGUUUAAUGGUUUCCCGAAAGAGGGUGACUUAAAAGUGCUAGAAGAGGAUUUACCAACUAUUAAAGAUGGAGAAUUCUUAGCUGAGGCUGUAUAUCUUAGCGUAGAUCCGUAUAUGAGACCGUACGCAGCCAGGGCAUCAUUAGGUAGUACUUGUAUUGGACAGCAGGUUGCAAAAAUCAUUGAGAGUAAAAAUGCAGACUAUCCGGUUGGUAAGCACAUUAUUAGCAACUUUGGAUGGAGAAGUCACACAGUAUCAAACGGAAAAUCGGAAACACCAGUAGCAUUACCAAUAUCGAUACUUCCGGAUUUUCAAGGACUACCAUUAUCUUUAGCUUUGGGAGUUUUGGGCAUGCCAGGGAAUACGGCAUACUUCGGCUUUCUAGAACUAUGCCAGCCAAAAUCCGGCGAAACCGUUGUUGUGAGUGGAGCUGCCGGUGCGGUGGGCUCGCACGUAGGUCAAAUAGCUAAAAUAAAAGGCUUGAAAGUCAUUGGGAUAGCCGGUUCCGAUGACAAAAUCAAAUGGUUGAAGGAGGAGUUGGGUUUCGAUGAGGUUAUUAACUACAAAACUCAGAACGUUGCUGAAGUUCUUCCGAAGCUUGCUCCCAAAGGAGUUGAUUGCUACUUCGAUAACGUUGGUGGAGAAAUAAGUACGAUAGUAUUGAACAACAUGAAUUUGUAUGGCAGAGUAUCCGUUUGCGGAUCAAUUUCCGCAUAUAAUGAAAUAAAUCCUAAAGCUAGUACUGUCCAACCAGCAAUAGUUGGCAAACAACUUAAAAUUGAAGGAUUUGUGGUACGUAGAUGGAUAGAUCGUUGGCAAGAAGGUAUCGAACAAAACCUGAAAUGGAUCCAAGAAGGUAAAUUGAAGUACAAAGAAACAGUCACUAAAGGAUUUGACAAUACGUUCAAGGCAUUCGUGGAUAUGCUCAAAGGAGCUAAUACUGGAAAGGCAAUCGUUGAAGUUUAAUUAAAACCUGAGAAAAUUGUGUUUACUAUUUAUUUGACUAAUAAAUUUUCAAUUUUAAAGCA
Molecule: messenger RNA, 1116 nt
Organism: Sitophilus oryzae (rice weevil)
Lineage: Eukaryota; Metazoa; Arthropoda; Insecta; Coleoptera; Curculionidae
Product: prostaglandin reductase 1-like
Exons: 6
Coding region: 56-1054 (332 amino acids)
Biological process (GO): prostaglandin metabolic process
Cellular component (GO): cytoplasm
Molecular function (GO): 2-alkenal reductase [NAD(P)H] activity; 15-oxoprostaglandin 13-reductase [NAD(P)+] activity
Source: RefSeq, a predicted model, not a curated record